Messenger RNA from Lodderomyces parapsilosis, 2178 nucleotides. RefSeq names its product glutamate--tRNA ligase (gene GUS1). The transcript has a single exon. The record is from RefSeq and is a predicted model, not a curated record. The coding region runs from base 1 to 2178 and encodes 725 amino acids. Gene Ontology annotation, biological process: translation; glutamyl-tRNA aminoacylation. NCBI's taxonomy places the organism in Eukaryota, Fungi, Ascomycota, Pichiomycetes, Serinales, Debaryomycetaceae. Gene Ontology annotation, molecular function: ATP binding; glutamate-tRNA ligase activity. Gene Ontology annotation, cellular component: methionyl glutamyl tRNA synthetase complex; cytoplasm; cytosol.
AUGUCGUUUCAAUUAACAGUGGCCGGGAAGGCAGCUGCUAUCCCAUAUCCAACUUUGAUUGCAGUGUUCUUUGUCAACUCCAGUGACACCGAUGUCUCUAUCCCAGUUGAAUUCGUCGAUGAUAAAUCAGUCGACAAGAAAACCCCAUCAGCGAUCAAAUUGGUUACACCAAGUGGUGAAACUUUCAUUGACCAAUUGGAUGCAUUGGACUACUUAGCUCAAACUUUCCCUCAAGUACUUUUGGAGAAAUCAAAAUCUCAAGAGUGGGUUAAACUUGCAUUGGAGAAAUUUUACACCAAGAAUUUCAAAGAUUUGGCAACAGACUUGGAGAAGCUCGAUGCUCAUUUGAACUUUAGAUCAUACAUUAUUGGCUACCAAGUCACUUUAGCUGAUAUUGCCUUGUGGGGUGUCUUGCGAGCAAAUCCCAUCAUGGCCUCUGUUUUAAAGAGUGAAACUUACCCAAACGUUUCCAGAUGGUACAACUUCUUGUCACAGAGUGAUAGCAGAUUCGACAAAUCUGCUGAAUUACUCACCAACUCGUUGAAUGAGUUGAAAAAAGCCGCCAAAAGUGCUAAAGGUUCCGGUAAAAAGGAAACCCACAAGGCCAGUUUUGAAAUUGACUUGCCUGGUGCUGAAGUUGGCAAAGUCGUUACUCGAUUCCCACCCGAGCCAUCCGGAUACUUACACAUUGGACAUGCUAAAGCAGCAAUUUUGAAUGAAUAUUUUGCUCAUGCAUACAAGGGUAAGUUGAUCAUCAGGUUUGAUGACACCAACCCUACCAAGGAAAAAGUUGAGUUCCAAGAUUCAAUCAUUGAAGAUUUGGAAUUGUUGGGUGUCAAAGGUGACAGAAUCACUUAUUCUUCUGACUACUUCCAAGAAAUGUAUGACUUAGCUGUCAAAUUGAUCAAGGACGGAAAAGCUUAUUGUGAUGAUACCCCCACUGAAAAGAUGAGAGAGGAAAGAAUGGUGGGUGACGCAUCAGCUAGAAGGGAUAGAUCAGUUGAAGAGAACUUGCAAAUCUUUACUGAGGAAAUGAAAAAUGGUACUGAGGAAGGGUUGAAGAACUGUUUGAGAGCCAAAAUCGAUUACAAGGCUUUGAACAAGGCCUUGAGAGAUCCUGUUAUUUACAGGUGUAACUUGACUCCUCAUCAUAGAACUGGAACUGAAUGGAAAAUGUACCCAAUCUAUGAUUUUUGUGUUCCUGUUGUUGAUUCCAUUGAAGGUAUUACCCAUUCAUUGAGAACCAACGAGUAUAGAGAUCGUAACCCGCAAUAUGAAUGGAUUCAGAAAGCUUUGGGUUUACGCCCAGUUGCCAUUUGGGAUUUUGGAAGAGUUAAUUUUGUUAGAACCUUGUUAUCAAAAAGAAAAUUGCAAUGGUUCGUCGACAAGAACUAUGUUUCCAACUGGGAUGAUCCGAGAUUCCCAACAGUGAGAGGUGUUAGAAGAAGAGGUAUGACUGUUGAAGGGUUGAGAAAUUUUAUCAUGGCACAAGGUCCUUCCAAGAACAUCAUCAACUUGGACUGGUCAGUCAUUUGGGCAUUGAACAAGAAGGUUAUUGACCCCGUUGCACCAAGGUUCACUGCCAUUGAAACAGAAAAUGCCGUUCCUGUCAAAUUAUUAAACGGUCCCUCAGAACCACACACUGAAUCUAAACCAAAGCACAAAAAGAACCCUGAAGUUGGUACAAAGUCAGUCGUCUACGCUAAUCAAGUGCUCAUUGAUCAAGAGGAUGCUGAUUUGACAGAAGGAGAGGAAGUUACAUUCAUGGACUGGGGUAACGUCAUUGUGUCUAAAGUCGUCAAGGAAGGCGAUAUUGUCAAGUCAAUUGAAGCAAACUUGCAUUUGGAAGGUGAUUUCCGUAAAACUUCAAAGAAGUUGACUUGGUUAGCAGAUACCAAAGAUAAGAUUGACGUUGACUUGGUUGAUUUUGAUCACUUAAUCACCAAGGAUAAAUUGGAAGAGGACGACAACUUUGAAGAUUUCAUCACUCCGGAAACCGAGUUCCACACCAAAGCAUUUGCUGAUUUGAAUGUUGCUCAUUUGCGCUCGGGCGACAUUAUCCAAUUUGAGAGAAAAGGUUACUAUAGAGUCGAUGUGCCAUACGAAGAAGGUAAACCAGCCGUUUUGUUCAGCAUCCCUGACGGAAAGACUGUGUCAAGAUACGGUGCCAAAAAGUAA